Messenger RNA from Athalia rosae (coleseed sawfly), 4733 nucleotides. It is a transcript of the gene Ndae1, whose product is annotated as electroneutral sodium bicarbonate exchanger 1. Gene Ontology annotation, cellular component: plasma membrane. The transcript is spliced from 22 exons. The coding region runs from base 878 to 4642 and encodes 1254 amino acids. Lineage: Eukaryota; Metazoa; Arthropoda; Insecta; Hymenoptera; Athaliidae. The record is from RefSeq and is a predicted model, not a curated record. Gene Ontology annotation, molecular function: sodium:bicarbonate symporter activity; monoatomic anion transmembrane transporter activity; solute:inorganic anion antiporter activity. Gene Ontology annotation, biological process: transmembrane transport; regulation of intracellular pH; monoatomic anion transport.
AUCUCGGGGUUGGUCUUUCCCUCGCACAGACGCGCCGUAUCCGUUGCCACUCGUCCCACGGAGGAUCAAUACGAACGAUGUAAAGGCUGACUUUUCGUAUCAGUGCGAACAGUUUGGUCGUACCGAAGAGACGCGAUGCGCGACGGUAGACCGCGGAAAAUCCUUGCAUCGCACGUUCCCUUUUCGCGUUAUCUUUUAUACGAGAGUAUUUAAUUAUUUGCGCGAAGUUGAUGCGAUUUUUAAUAACGUACAUUCGAGACAAUUUUGAUAAACGAUUAAAACAUUAACAAAAUAAAUAAACAUAAGUAAAUAAACAAAUGAAUAAUUGUUGAAUCGACAUACCUCCGUUGUAUUAUUAUUAAUUAUUAUAAUAUCCCAUGUGAUUGAUUGAUUGAUUGAUAACUGUUGAUCGGUAUGAUAAUCGUUGUAAUAUUUGUUAGAAAAUAAAUAACCGCGUUAUAGUGUCAAAUAUUGUGAUAAAUUUUACAAGAGAUAAUUCAUGUUAGUUAUUGAAAUAAUAAUUCACUCGAUGAUUAGCGUAUAGGUGAAUUGACGGGAGUUUUCUAAAAUCUGAAUAGGUACAAUCAAUUCGCAUCAACGAUAUAAUGAUUCACUGAUUGGAGGAACGCGUUUAUUUCUUUUUAUGACGUUCCGCAGUUGCGAAAACAGUGCGUAAUAUAAAGGGGCGGAUAAUUUCCUACGGUAUAAUCGAGCGUAAAAGUUAUUAAAUUUACAUAGAAUAAUAAAGGAAAAAUUGUGAUGAUCGAAAAAUAUACAGUGCUACAGUUACUGAGAUAACAUUAUCAAUAAAAUUCAAUCGCUGCUCUCUCCGAGUCGAUCACUUUUUCAAGAGUUAUUUUCUGCAGAAAGACCGUGGAUGCAGCCAGGCGGCGGACCGAGACACGGCGCUGGUCCCGGGGGCGACGAUGAAGCACCCAAGGAUCCUGGCGCCAGACAAACCCAUCAAUCCUAUACGGAAAAGGACUUCGAAGGUCAUAGAGCGCACACGGUGUACGUGGGUGUUCAUUUGCCAGGCGAACGGAGACACAAACGCCAUCACAAACACCAUCAUUCGCGACAAUAUUCCGGAGAGAAGGAUGAUUCCGACUCGGACCGUCCCAUCACACCGCCGGCUCAAAGGGUGCAAUUCAUCCUGGGAGAAGAGGUCGGCGAUGACGCCCACGAGUCUCAUCCGUUGUUCUCCGAAAUGGAGGAAUUGGUUAAAGACGGCGAUGAAAUGGAGUGGAAGGAAACUGCGAGGUGGAUAAAAUUUGAAGAGGACGUCGAAGAGGGUGGUAACAGAUGGAGCAAACCUCACGUGGCGACUCUGUCUUUGCAUUCGUUAUUCGAACUCCGAAGUCUUCUAUUGAACGGUACUGUUAUGCUCGACAUGGAAGCCUCCAGUCUGGAACAAAUUGCCGAUCUUGUCCUCGACAAUAUGAUCAACAAGAACGUACUGCCAACGGAAUCCCGAGAGAAGGUCCGAGAAGCUCUCCUCGUGAGACACAGACAUCAGCACGAACGUCGCAAGGAUAACAACAUGUCAAGAUUACCGAUAAUCAGAUCGCUAGCGGAAAUCGGAAGAAAUCAUUCCUCGUCCAAAAAUUGUGACUGUUCAUGUGGUUUGCAUUCGUUGUUGACGUCAGAUUUGCAGGAGAGACGUCCUGUCGGGGACGCUUAUGUCCCUGCAGGAGACGAUUUACGGGACGGUGUCUCCCGUAGCAGAAGUUGUCCGAAUCCGAACACAAAUCUUCUCUCCAAGGAGGCAAAGGACUCGAAAGGGCCUUACCUCCUGGUACCAGUGGAAGAAUCAAAUUCCGCGCCAGUGAUAGCUGGUGUAACAAGCCAUGGAAGUGGCGGGGCUCUAAAUGCGGGAGUCGCGGGUCGUCUUCUUGGUAUACCCGGCAGCUUCGGCCAAGAAACAGGAGGUAACGCGAUCGAUCGAAGCCCGAGCAGCGUUUCGAUCAGCCGAAAUCACAGUUCUUCUGCUUUGGAAAAUGGGGAUAUAAAUCACAGGGGUAACACGCAUUUCAUGAGAAAAAUACCCCCGGGGGCUGAAGCGAGCAAUAUCCUUGUCGGAGAGGUGGAUUUCCUCGACAAAACAUUAUCGGCGUUCAUCCGUCUGAGUCAAGCAGGAAUCAUGGGAGAUCUGACCGAAGUUCCUGUCCCGACUAGAUUUAUUUUUGUACUUCUUGGACCGACGGGAGGCAGCUCUGGUUUUCACGAGAUAGGAAGAGCUAUGGCUACUCUGAUGUCGGACGAAGUUUUUCACGACGUUGCUUACAAGGCGAAAAAUCGGAACCAUCUCCUUGCCGGUGUCGACGAAUUUUUAGACGCUGUCACGGUCCUUCCACCUGGGGAAUGGGAUCCGACAAUCAGGAUCGAACCACCCGCGGCUAUCCCAUCUCAGGACACGAGAAAAAGGCCGAAGGAAGAAAAAGCGAAAGAGGAAUUCGACGAGGAGGCCGACGAAUUGAAGCAACGGGAAGCUUCCGGACUCUCGAGAACCGGCAAAUUGUUCGGUGGACUCAGAAAUGAUAUUAAAAGAAAAGCCCCAUGGUACUGGUCGGAUUUCAAGGACGCUCUUGCUCUCCAAUGCGUAGCAUCAUUUAUAUUUUUAUACUUCGCCUGUCUAUCGCCUAUAAUAACAUUUGGUGGCCUUUUGAGCGAAGCUACUGGUAAAAAUAUGGCUGCUAUGGAAUCUUUGGUAUCAGGAUUCGUUUGCGGUAUCGGCUAUGGUUUCUUCUCCGGUCAGCCACUCACCAUUUUAGGAUCGACCGGACCAGUUUUAGUAUUCGAAACUAUAGUCUACGAAUUUUGCAAAUCGUCGGAAUGGAAUUACAUGUCCUUUAGAUUUUGGAUCGGUACGUGGAUAGCGAUAAUUUUGGUAAUUUUGGUCGCAAUUGAUGCCAGUGCCUUCGUGUGUUACAUCACGCGUUUUACCGAGGAGAAUUUCGCAACGCUCAUCGCUUUCAUUUUUAUAUACAAGGCUGUCGAGAACGUUCUAUCGAUUGGUAAAAAAUAUCCCCUCAACACCCACGGUAAUGAGAUUUUGAGUUACGAGUGUUGGUGUAAACCGCCAAAUUUCACCGUACCCGGUUCAUCUCCGGGCUUGGAAAACGUGAAUUGGACGAGCCUUGAUAAAUUAGAGUGUCAGUUUUUCAACGGUACUCUCGAAGGCGAAGGUUGUAACACGCCAAAUUAUAUUCCCGACGUGUUCCUCAUGUCGGUUAUCCUCUUUAUGGGGACAUUCUUACUCUCUGUCGAACUCAAAGACUUUAAGAACGCCCUAUUCUUUCCUUCGAAGGUGAGGCAAAUAGUGAGUGAUUUCGCUGUAUUGAUAGCGAUAUUUUCAAUGUCAAUUCUCGACCAUUUCGUCGGUAUCGCGACCCCGAAACUUGAAGUGCCUGAGGAAUUCAAACCAACUUUAGACGGUCGCGGAUGGGUCAUAUGGCCGUUCCAGGAAAAUCCGUGGUGGAGUUCCAUCGCCGCAGCUCUUCCCGCCCUGCUUGGUACUAUUCUGAUAUUCAUGGAUCAACAAAUAACCGCGGUUAUUGUGAACCGGAAAGAGAACAAGCUCAAGAAAGGAUGCGGUUACCAUCUCGAUCUCUUCGUUCUGGCGGUGCUCAUAGAAAUAUGUUCUGUGAUGGGUCUUCCGUGGUUUGUUGCUGCGACAGUGUUAUCGAUAAAUCACGUGAACUCGUUAAAACUCGAAUCGGAAUGUGCCGCGCCAGGAGAGAAGCCCCAAUUUUUGGGAGUCAGGGAGCAGAGAGUCACUCACGUUCUGAUAUUUCUCAUGAUCGGUUGUUCCGUUUUCCUUACAUCCAUGCUCAGGCAUAUUCCGAUGCCGGUGUUAUUCGGCGUCUUCCUUUACAUGGGUGUUGCUUCGUUGAAAGGACUCCAAUUCUUCGAUAGGAUUUUAAUAAUGCUCAUGCCCGUAAAAUAUCAACCGGAUUACAUGUUCCUCCGUCAGGUUCCUAUAAAACGUGUGCACAUAUUUACGAUUAUUCAAUUGGCCUGUCUCAUCUGUCUUUGGGUCAUUAAAUCCUUCAGCUCUACGUCUAUACUCUUUCCUCUGAUGCUUGUCGUGAUGAUCGGCAUCAGGAAAUCCUUAGACCUGUUCUUCACGAGGCGUGAGAUGAAGAUUUUGGACGACAUCAUGCCUGAAACGAGCAAAAAACAUGCUCACGACAUGCAACAACUUGAGAACGGCGAGGACGACGAUAAACCUUUGGGUUUCGGACCAUCGGGGAAUCUCCAAAUUCCUCUGGCAAACGGAAAUAUAAUGAAAAUUCCACUGGCCAGUAUAAACAUCAGCGAAGAGGUGAAUAAAACGGGAAUUUGGCAGCAAGUAAACGAAGGAAAAUCCGGUACUACAGGUCUGUACAAAGAUGGGAACGCUACUGCAGGUGACAAACCUAGCAAACAAUCCAAGCUGCUGAGCGUUGGAAAACAAAAAAAGCACAGGUCUAAGGAUCAAACGUCAUUGAUAACGGCUGACGAGACGACGAGAUUAACAACUAUGACCGAAGAGGAGGAAGAUGACUGUGGAAUAUCGAUAAAGGUUGAUUUGAUAAGAUCAAAGGAAUCCCCGAGUCCCAUGAAGGCGAACGGGACUACGUCGGCCGAGACAUCUGUCUGAAUGAAUAAAAUAAAAAUCAAAAAACCAUUUUUGGCCAAUUACAAAUCUAGUUAUAGAUAAUCGUAUGUCACAUAAUUAUAUGAAAAAUCAA